Molecule: messenger RNA, 2355 nt
Organism: Arabidopsis thaliana (thale cress)
Lineage: Eukaryota; Viridiplantae; Streptophyta; Magnoliopsida; Brassicales; Brassicaceae
Product: GTP binding Elongation factor Tu family protein
Exons: 3
Coding region: 605-1954 (449 amino acids)
Biological process (GO): translational elongation
Cellular component (GO): cytoplasm
Molecular function (GO): mRNA binding; GTPase activity; GTP binding
Source: RefSeq, marked reviewed
AUAAACUCGAAUCCCAAACAUAGCUUUAUUCCUUGCUUCAUUUUUCGUCACCCUAGCCGCUUUACUCUCUUGCGAUAUCUCUGAGGUAAGCUUUUUCGUCACCAUCUUCGAUCUGCUUCUUUCUCUUCUGUUGAUCUGUGUUGAAUCUGUUUCGAUCCUUCUCGUUUGUUUGUUGUAAUCUCUUGGAUUCGAUUCUCUUUGUUUAUAGAUCGUUUGGAAUUUCUGAUCUGUGGUGUAAAGUUUUAUCGAUUUAGGAGAACAAAGUUUUACAGUGCCAUCGUAUUGUUUUUUUUCUUCAUGCCAGCUGAUGAUAAACUAUAUGAUCGAUCUGGUUCUGAAAUUUUUGUAUUGUUCAAUGGAUUGUUGAUUGGAUCUUUUGAUGUAUGUGAUAUUAAUUGUCGAUUUGAAUUGUGAUUAGGUAAUUCUGGAGCAGCAUAAACAAUCAAUUGAUUCAUUCUUCUUGAUACCAAGUUGUGGAAACUCUAGGAUUGUUUGCUGUAUAUCUCCAGAAUUGCUGUUUUGAUUGAAUUUAGGUCGCUUAGCUCAGUUGAUAGAGCACCACAUUUUUUGUGGUAGAAAUCGAUUUGUUUGACAGUCUCUAACCAUGGGUAAAGAGAAGUUUCACAUCAACAUUGUGGUCAUUGGCCACGUCGAUUCUGGAAAGUCGACCACCACUGGACACUUGAUCUACAAGUUGGGUGGUAUUGACAAGCGUGUCAUUGAGAGGUUCGAGAAGGAGGCUGCUGAGAUGAACAAGAGGUCCUUCAAGUACGCAUGGGUUUUGGACAAACUUAAGGCUGAGCGUGAGCGUGGUAUCACCAUUGACAUUGCUCUCUGGAAGUUCGAGACCACCAAGUACUACUGCACUGUCAUUGAUGCUCCUGGCCAUCGUGAUUUCAUCAAGAACAUGAUCACUGGUACCUCCCAGGCUGAUUGUGCUGUCCUUAUCAUUGACUCCACCACUGGUGGUUUUGAGGCUGGUAUCUCCAAGGAUGGUCAGACCCGUGAGCACGCUCUACUUGCUUUCACCCUUGGUGUCAAGCAGAUGAUCUGCUGUUGUAACAAGAUGGAUGCCACUACCCCCAAGUACUCCAAGGCCAGGUACGAUGAAAUCAUCAAGGAGGUGUCUUCCUACUUGAAGAAGGUUGGUUACAACCCCGACAAAAUCCCAUUUGUGCCCAUCUCUGGAUUUGAGGGUGACAACAUGAUUGAGAGGUCCACCAACCUUGACUGGUACAAGGGACCAACUCUCCUUGAGGCUCUUGACCAGAUCAACGAGCCCAAGAGGCCGUCAGACAAGCCCCUUCGUCUCCCACUUCAGGAUGUCUACAAGAUUGGUGGUAUUGGAACGGUGCCAGUGGGACGUGUUGAGACUGGUAUGAUCAAGCCUGGUAUGGUUGUGACCUUUGCUCCCACAGGAUUGACCACUGAGGUCAAGUCUGUUGAGAUGCACCACGAGUCUCUUCUUGAGGCACUUCCAGGUGACAACGUUGGGUUCAAUGUUAAGAAUGUUGCUGUCAAGGAUCUUAAGAGAGGGUACGUCGCAUCCAACUCCAAGGAUGACCCUGCCAAGGGUGCUGCUAACUUCACCUCCCAGGUCAUCAUCAUGAACCACCCUGGUCAGAUUGGUAACGGUUACGCCCCAGUCCUGGAUUGCCACACCUCUCACAUUGCAGUCAAGUUCUCUGAGAUCUUGACCAAGAUUGACAGGCGUUCUGGUAAGGAGAUUGAGAAGGAGCCUAAAUUCUUGAAGAAUGGUGAUGCUGGUAUGGUGAAGAUGACUCCAACCAAGCCCAUGGUUGUGGAGACCUUCUCUGAGUACCCACCACUUGGACGUUUCGCUGUGAGGGACAUGAGGCAGACUGUUGCAGUCGGUGUUAUCAAGAGUGUUGACAAGAAGGACCCAACUGGAGCCAAGGUUACCAAGGCUGCAGUCAAGAAGGGUGCCAAGUGAACUCUGAACAUCAAAACUCUUUCCGCUGAUGAAAUGAAGGACUAUUUUAGUUUCUUUACUUUAGUAGUUUGGUAUUUGGUUGGUUGUUUGUGUUACCGCUUCGUUUAUUCUCCGUCGGAGCUCAAUUCUCGGAAUUGGGUUCUUGAUCGGAGGUGGCGGAGGUACUUGGCACUCGAGCUUCCUGUUUAUUUCUUUUGUUUUGUGUUAUGAUUUUGAACCUUUUUGGAUAUUCGGUUAUAUGAUAUUUGUGUCAUUCCUGCGGAUAUUAUCUUAUCUUAUCAACUUAAGUCUGUUUUUCUUCUCUAAAAUUCAACGAUCAGCCUCUGAAGUUUCUUACAUGGUAAAAUUGUAAUCUAGAACUUUAAACAACAUUGGAGAAACAAGUCUAUAUCAGUUUAUAA